UGCAACACCCGCUGCCCGGGGCUAGAGAGAGCGAGAGAGCGAGAGAGAGAGAGAGAGAGAGAGAGAGAAAGAAAGACCCAGACCGUCCCACCUUCCUCCCGGAGAAGCUUCUGCAGAUUCGGUAUUUGCACGUGCGCGCAGGACAAACACCGUGCAAGAGCAUCUCAACACCGACGCGCGCGCGUCCUCAUCGCUGUUAACAAGCGGAGUGGGAUUAGGAAGGGGGUGUAAAGUUUCCCACAGGGAGAGACAGACUAGGAGAUCAUCACAAGUUUAUGUCUUGGGGAAAAUGAGGAGAGUUUGAGGCUCUUUUUGAGCUUUAUUUGAUACCCUCACCGGCCGCCACCGAGCUCCGGCUCGCGCUCCCGGUCUCUUCUGGCGCGCGAUUCCGCUUUCACCCAGGACUCUGCUGCUCGGACAAAUGCAUACAAAUGCAUUUAGGAGCCCAACGGACAAGGGGCGGCCGCGUUACACCAGCGAGAGCCCUCCUUCUGCUCCUGUCACUAUGUUUCACUAUGCUGUCUGCAGAAGAACAUUCACAAACUCAAGGUGUAGACCUUCUUCUUCAGCUGGGCCUGUCCAGCCGCAGAGAUGUCGCCCACGCCUCUUGGAUGAUGACCUCACCACCUCUUAUUUCUUCCCCUCCAUCUCUCUCUAUCCACCCUUCUGGGGUUGGGGUGACUCUGGACCAGGAUGCCAUGAUUGAAGCCCCUGUAGCCAGUGUCCUUCCCGCAGGUGUGGAGAAGGAGUUUUCCCUGAUAGUGAGCCUCAACUCCGAGCGUACCACCAAUGCCUUCCUUUUCAGCGUGCGGGACGGAUUGGACCGGCUCCAGUUUGGUCUGCAGCUUCUGCCCAAUCGGGUGGUGGUGUACACGGGUGACAAGGCAUCCGUCUACUUCAGCUAUGAAGCGCAGGACGGGCAGUGGCACUCGUUUGUGGUGGCAGUGCGUCCACGUUCCGUGUCAUUCACUGCCCGAUGUGGAGAGCUACACUACAAUGAGGAGACACUGACCAGGCCGCGAAUGUUGGCCCCAAACGGCCGUGUGGCCGUCGGAAGAAUGAGCUCCAGGGCGGCACAGUUUGAAGGGACUCUGUGUCAGCUGGAGAUAUAUCCUUCAGCGCAGGUCGCAGCACAUUACUGUGACUAUGUUAAAAAAAACUGCAGACUGGCAGACACUUUCCGAUCUUUAUCCCCUUCCACAUUGUCUUCUGUAAUGUCUUCUACAAUCUCCCCUGUUCCCUCUGAAACACACACACAAAACUCAGCCAACGCCACACUCAGGAACUCUUUAGACAAAACGAACCCUACAACUGCGUCCUUUUGGAAUACACUGAGAUCAAGUGCCACCCAGACUGUCGGUCCGUCUCCGAGCCCCUUCAGGUCAGAGCACGCCCCAGAACCUACUCAAAGAACUACUACAAGCACCCCUCCAAGUGAAGGUAGACCCUAUGAGGAGAUCAACGCUGAGGAUCGGCAGCUGCUGGGAAGACCCCGUGCCACUCGAGCCACUCCAAACCUGAUAUCUCUGCACAGGAAGAACCAGCUGAGUAACAACAAGGACUCCCAAAUGAAACUAAACGGUGCAACCUUAUACAGGCAGCAAGGAUACAACAACCAGCUGGAACAUCUUGAGGAAUACGGCGAGGAACAGACCUACGACUCAGGGGUUUAUGGAUACGACUAUGGAUUUGAAGACGGAGACUAUUUUUUGGACUACGAUGGUUUUGAUGGUCUGAAAGGGGAUCCAGGACCUCCGGGAUCUCCAGGCCCCCCCGGUCUCCCUGGGCCUACUGGGAAGAGAGGACCACGGGGUCCUCCUGGUCCUCAUGGGAUUCCUGGGCCCCCUGGAUUACCUGGCCUCAAGGGUUCCAAAGGUGACCCCGGUCUGUCCCCAGGUCAGGCGACGAAGGGAGAACAGGGUGAGCGAGGAGCACCAGGUUCUCCAGGCCCUAAAGGUUUUCUAGGUCCAGUGGGUCCUAAAGGCUAUACAGGACCACCAGGUCAGCCAGGAGAACAGGGGUUGCCAGGAUUGCCGGGCAUCGUCGGGGCAGCAGGUUACCCUGGCAGGCAGGGACUGGCAGGCCCAGAGGGAAACCCAGGCCCUAAAGGUGUCAAUGGUUUUAUCGGACCCCCAGGAGCACCCGGAGCACCGGGUAUACAGGGAGAAAGAGGGAUACCGGGACCUGUGGGGAAGAACGGACCUAAAGGAAGACAGGGAGUCAUUGGAGAUGCCGGGGAAAGGGGACCUCCUGGUCCUGAUGGGAAUCAGGGAUCUGUUGGAGCAACUGGUACCAGUGGCUUUCCAGGCCUCAGAGGUAACCCUGGGCCUGAGGGACUUCGUGGACUACCUGGUAUUGUUGGACCUCAGGGCCUUCCUGGCGGUGUGGGACCACUAGGAUUGAAAGGUGAUAAGGGAGAACCUGGAUUACGGGGAGAGCCGGGUGACAAUGGCUACCAGGGUGACAAGGGGGCUGCAGGUAUUCCUGGACCACCAGGCCCACGUGGAAAACCGGGACCAGUGGGGAAAACAGGUGACCUUGGUUCCCCAGGACCACCAGGGCCUCCUGGACCUGAGGGAUUUCCUGGAGACAUUGGAGUUCCUGGUCCCAACGGUCCUCCGGGCCCAAAGGGUGUUCAGGGAGCCCGGGGACCUCCAGGGCCUUUGGGGCCAAAAGGAACUGAGGGAGAUGAAGGCCCUUUGGGUCCACCUGGUGGCCCUGGACCCACUGGCAGACCUGGAAGGAAAGGUUACAUUGGUGACCCAGGACUUGAAGGGCUGAAGGGUGAAGUCGGCGACCAGGGAAACGUCGGCAGGCUCGGCCCUCCAGGAGAAGAAGGACUUCCAGGAAUUCCAGGACUGGCUGGACCACCUGGGGAAAAAGGAGAUCGUGGUCCAGCAGGACCUUUGGGUCCCCCAGGAGAGAAGGGUUUAAUGGGCUAUCCAGGCUUACCAGGAGGUCCUGGAGAUGUCGGCCCACAAGGCCCACCAGGUUUGGCGGGUUUGAGGGGUUCUCCAGGUGUUCCUGGGACAAAAGGAAGGAGGGGACCGAGAGGAGCUGACGGACCCCCUGGAGAACCAGGACCAGAGGGCAUUAAGGGGGAAAAGGGCGAGCCAGGCCAGAAAGGAGCUACGGGAUUUGUUGGCAAAGCAGGAAGUCCAGGGAAACGAGGCUCUCCAGGGCCACCGGGUGUUGCAGGUCCACCUGGAAGUUCUGGUGAAAGAGGAGCUUCUGGGGAACCUGGACCUAAAGGACCACCGGGGGAACCAGGAGCAGAUGGAGAGCCUGGACCUGAGGGAUCUCCAGGAGCUGAAGGUGAACAAGGACCUGCUGGAGAACCUGGAUCUAAGGGUGAACCUGGACCUGAGGGUGCUGAAGGGGAGCAGGGCCAAGAAGGUGUAAGGGGGCCUCCAGGUCCAGCAGGAGAAGACGGUCCUCAGGGAACAUACGGUCCAAAGGGUGAACCCGGUGACCGUGGCGCAGUGGGAGAGACUGGGGAAAGGGGCGAGGUCAGUGACCCCGGCCCUCCAGGACCUCCUGGAGACUCUGGCGUAAAAGGAUUCCCGGGACCAGAAGGAAAACAAGGUCCACCAGGUAAACGAGGACGUCAUGGAAAGAAGGGUGACCAGGGUCCGCUGGGGCAGCCGGGAGAGACGGGUUCUACUGGAGAAACUGGACAGGAAGGAGAGCGAGGACUGAAAGGAGCUCGUGGCACCAGAGGACCACUGGGUCAAGCCGGAGUUAUGGGACCUCAGGGGGAACCAGGAAUGGAAGGGUACACAGGUCAUGUUGGUAAGCCUGGACCACCUGGACCCCCAGGACCUAAAGGUGAAAAGGGUUAUCCAGGAGAGGACAACAAGUCUCCAGGACCACCAGGGCCCUUAGGUGAACCAGGUCCUCCAGGUGAGAGAGGUGACAGAGGAGAGCCAGGAGACAGCGGAUCUCACGGUCAUGUUGGGGUCACCGGUGUUCGAGGCGCAGUAGGACAGCAGGGGGCGCCAGGACCGCUGGGACUGUCCGGAGAAACAGGACCUAAAGGAGAUAAAGGAGUUCAGGGACAGCCGGGGAAGAAUGGUGCUCAGGGUCAGACGGGUUCUCCAGGUCCAGAGGGACCUGUAGGUUUGCCAGGGCCCAAAGGGAUGAUGGGAUAUCCUGGACCUGACGGACCUCCAGGGUUGCCCGGGAUACCAGGAGUGCCUGGUCUGAUUGGUCCAGCAGGUCAUCGGGGCACAACUGGCAUUGAGGGGAGGGCGGGACUUCCUGGUCCACGUGGUGACAUCGGACAGCCUGGAGCGAUUGGGGACAGAGGAGAACCUGGGAUACAAGGAGAGAGGGGUUUGCCAGGUGGCAGGGGCCCAGCAGGUUCUAAAGGAUUAGAGGGGGCCACCGGAGACCAGGGCAGAAAGGGCAAUCCUGGGGCCAAAGGUCAACCGGGGGAAGUUGGAGACCCAGGUAUCUUAGGACUUCAGGGUUUCCCAGGACCGAAGGGACCGAGUGGAGAUUUAGGUUUUGCUGGAGUUCCAGGACCCAAAGGACCGCUGGGUUCACUGGGUUCCUCAGGUCCUGUAGGUCCUGCUGGGAUGAUCGGGCCAGUUGGAAGACCUGGUCUGCAGGGUCCUAAAGGAAAAACAGGAGAGAUGGGACCCCAGGGGCCACCUGGUAGACCUGGACUGAGGGGGCCUCCAGGAGCUCCAGGUCCAUCGAGACGUGUGUUAGUGGGAGGAGCCAGGCUGACUGCCGCCCAAUCAGCACAAGUGCAUGAGAGCUACCAGAACACCGAGGCAUCCGUGUCUGAGCAGAAAGCUGAGGUCCUCAGGACUCUGCACUACCUGAGCACCGUCUUCUCUGACAUCAGGACCCCAGCAGGGACUCGGGAAAACCCCGCCCGCUUCUGCAAAGACCUGCUGGACUGCAGCCUCAAGAUGGCCGACGGAAUGUUCUGGAUCGACCCAAACCUCGGCUGCUCGUCUGACGCCAUCCAGGUGUUCUGUAACUUCACAGCUGGAGGCCAGACCUGCCUUUACCCCCUUGCUAAAGAUAAGGUGGAGAUGGGGGUCAGUAAGGUCCAGAUGAAGUUUCUGCACUUGCUGAGCGUUGAAGCCACUCAGUCCAUCUCACUCCACUGCUACAGCGAGCCAGACACCUCCUCCACCUCAGCCUCCAUCCAGACACCUGGCAACGUGCGUUUCUACGGCUGGAACGGUCAAGUGCUCGAGAGGAGCUCCAUACUUUACCAACACAUGCUCCAGGACCACUGUGGGGUACGUGACGGCCGCUGGCACAGCUCUAACUUCCUGCUGCACACUCAGGACCCGACGCUGCUCCCUGUCGUAGACGUGCAGGGUUUCCAGCCCCAGAGCGCAGGGCCUGAACAGCGCCACCUGGAGGUUGGAAACGUCUGCUUCCUGUGAGCCACUUCCUCCUCCUCCUCCUCCUCUAACCUGUGAAACAACUGAAGGACUCUCGUUUCAAAAUGGCUGCCUGCAAAGCGGAGUCGCCACAGAGCGCUGUGCUGCCGCCACGCCAUCGAGGAUUCCCAUGGGUCUUAAAGCCUGACCCAUACAGGGAAACCAAUGUGUUUAAACUAAAGAAGAAAGCGAGCUGGAAUGAAGCAGCUCGCUCAUGUGGAGCGUGGAGGUUUUUCCGUGUGUUGAAUACGGUUCUGGAGUUAACCGAGUCACAGGCUGGGUGUCAGAACUGGUGUUGGUUCUGGGUCAAAUGUUUGAAAAUGUGCCAAUUUUUGGAUAUUUUGAAGAAAUAAUUAAAUCCAGAAUCUAAUAAACAGUUUAAAAAUGCUCAGUUUUUUAGGUAUUAAAGAUCCGAAUCAGGCAUAAAAACAAGAUCGAGUCCAGUUUCACCUGUAAAGAGCUUGUGAGACGCUGAUCAAGGAUCAAGUGCCGAUACUCAGAUGGCCAACAUACCAUACUAUUAUAAAAGAAGCACAUUUCAUUGUAUUUACAUCACAAAUGUGAUUUUUCUUCUCAACAAAUAAAGCAUGGGGUGAGUUUAGCUAAAAGUAGCUAAAGUUAGCUAACUAUCUAAUGUUAGAUAUUAGCUUUCAGGUUCCUCUUUCACCUCAUACACUGCUGAUCAGUCAGGAUGUAUUUGCCAAGUGCAACAAAACUGUUCUUAAAGGGUAAAUAACUACGAUGAUUCCGAAACCGAGCAGAAUAAUCGUGAUUAGCGGUUUAGCCGUUAUCUUCCAGACCUGACUGUUAGCAUGAACCCUGCUCAAUAUCACUAUUAGCCUUCUGUUUGAUUUGAGGAAGGCUACAAACACGGAGCAUUCUCGAGUUUCACGUUCAGGAAAGUGAAGACAAUCCUGUAACCCACUUCAGAUUAAAAGUGUUGCUUCGCUGCAGAACUGCGAGCGUUAAUGUUUAAUAUUGGCCAGUCAGGAUUACAUGUACAGUGUAGCAUCAAGUGUCUUGUUUAGCAGGUCCUCCUGCCUUCACAGUUCAGUUCAUUUCCUGCAUUCACACACCAGCUUAGCUACAUUUAGCUUAGAGCAGACGAGUCAAAUUAGCCAAGUUUUUAGCCAAAAGCUAGAAUCCAGACACUGUUUUUAUGUUUCGUCUGUACUUAAUUUUUCAGUCCAUUUCUCAAAAUUUGCUCUAGACCACAGUAGUGAAGUAUUAAAAUGUCAGGAAGCAGCAUGCUGGUCGUGCACUUUUCCUUGUUUUGACAAUAUAAAUCUUCACUUACAACCGAUUUAUAAAAAGCACUCAAACUUAAAGAGAAAACAGCAUCUCGGUAAGUUUAGCCACAGGUUUUUUAUAGAUUAGGACUCAAUUUAUAAGACUUAAAGUCAUAAAUUUGUUGCUAGGCAACUAAGAAAUGCAGCGGCUAAGCAGAAAGUUAGCUAAUGAGGCCUUAAGGCUAAAAAUUAAGCAGGCAUUAAUUUUUUUUCUUGGGACAAAGUGAGCACACGUUGAGUGAACGAUUCAAAGACGAUACAUCUGACAGUGAUGAAUUUUCUUUCGGACGUGUUAUUAACUUACAUAAGGAAAACAUCAAAAUUACAUCACAACAGCAAAAGAAUUGGGUCGAAAAUUCAAUAUUAUUACAUAUAUAUAUAUAUCUACCUUUCCAGAAAUAUAAAAAUAUAAAAUCUCCAGUUAAAUAAAGAAAAUUUGUUUAAAUAAUUGUAUUUAAGAAUAUUUAAUGAGCCAAUAUUUUGGUAGCAGUCAUGUGUGUUUGAUUAGCGAGCACUAAUGUGUUACGUGAUUAGCAAGCAGGAUAUUAGCUAGCCAUGUCAUAGGUCACAGUAGUGACAGUUAAGACAGUGAUGUUUCUGAACUUUCAGGGCAUCUACGUGACAUCCUGUGUAUUUUAUGUUAUCCUGUGUUUAUACGAGGCCCUCUGGCUAACUCAGAUGCUAGCACCUGUUUAAACCCAGUGAGAGGUUUGUUGUUGAUGAGGUGAAUGAGGAGUGCAUUGGGACUAACAGAGCAGGACUGAGGAAACACCGCAACACAAGUCCUUGGUUCUAAGAGUGCAAUAGCUUAUGGACGGAACGUUAGAGAUCAACAAUCGCUUUUUAUACAAACUGAACCGAAGCCUAGUCAGACGGCACCUACCUCCUUCCCGCACCGCCUUCCAAGAUGGCCGCUCGUGAUGCCGAGGCGAUUUUUACACGUACCGGCUGCGUCUAGUCCCUUAAAGAGUACUUUAUUUGAAAUACUGUCUUUACAAUACAAUAUAAUUUAUACGAUUAUGUUUGAUGUUGAUGUGUUGUGUUUUAUAGGCUUUAUUUACUUUUUUCAUGAAAGAAGGCUUACCCUUACAGAAAAGUCUCCCUGCAUGUCAUGAAGCAGUUUCAUAAUGAAAUAUAUUGUACAUUAUUGUACAAGUACAUGUGUGUGUGACGCAACCUGCUUAUAUGAAGGCCGUGGGACUUCUCUGUAAGGGUCCAAGAUCCUUGUCUCUGGUGCUGCGUUUCACACAGCUAGUUAAUCAGUCACUUUUUUUUUCCUUAUGUAUAUUUUGACAAUAUUAUGUUGGUUUAUUUAUCUUUUUUUCUUUGGUAAAAUUGCUGUACUCAAGUAAAUUAUAAUAUCUUUGUCAGAGAUCUGGCUAAUUAAGCAUUUAAUCCAAAUGAUUAUUUAUAUAGAGUUUGUAUUUCUGUGUGUAAACACACACACACACACACACACACACACACACACACACACAGGUGGCUCACAGGUUGGUGAUGUAUUGUCACACUCUGGCAGCUAAAAAAAGCCAGAUUCACACGUUUAACUUACUGUAUAUUAGGACGCAUCGACGGGAACAUUCACCUUGUAAAACGACACCAUGUAAAUGUUAGAUAUGUUUGAUAUCAAAUAAACUGGUUUUAAUCUCA
Messenger RNA from Tachysurus vachellii, 8347 nucleotides. It is a transcript of the gene col24a1, whose product is annotated as collagen alpha-1(XXIV) chain. Bases 432 to 5411 code for a protein of 1659 amino acids. NCBI's taxonomy places the organism in Eukaryota, Metazoa, Chordata, Actinopteri, Siluriformes, Bagridae. The transcript has 60 exons. The record is from RefSeq and is a predicted model, not a curated record. Gene Ontology annotation, molecular function: extracellular matrix structural constituent.